CGCGCACGCAUUCUGUGGAUGUCUGUAUGCCGCGUGGUGGCCGCGCACAAUGGAGUGGCUUGAGCGCAGCUCUGGGCUCGUCCAGUCCCGUCUCCUCGGUGAAGGGCUCCGCAGACACACGGCCCUGGGCCUGGCCUGUGUCACGCUGGGCGGCUCGCUGCUGAAGGAAUUCUGGCCGCUGCCGGACUCCUACUUCAACAACAAGAAGAACUUUCUGAACGUCUAUUUUGUCAAGCUUUCCUGGGGCUGGACGUUAUCGCUGCUCUUGCCUUUCAUCGGACUGACCAAUUACAUUGUGACUCGGAGCGUCCCGGCCGUUUUUCGCAGGAUAAGCACCCUGCUUGUAGGAACCCUAAUAUGGUACGCCUUUACCAAUGUGUUCACGUACAUUGAGAACGCCACCGGCAGUUGUCACGUUUCUGAGACGCAGCUACAGAAUACCACGGAGCACGGGGACAAGAGAGCGUGCAUCAAGAGUGGAGGAUUAUGGGUGGGAUUCGACAUCUCCGGCCACUCGUUCCUCCUCCCGUAUUGCGUCUUGAUGAUUUUGGAGGAAGCCGCCAUUCUAAGAGAUGAGAGGAUCAAGAGGCACAGGAUGAAGCCGCUCAUUCACGCCUUGGUUGUGUCUCUGGGAGUCUUGGGGCUCAUUUGGGCUCUCAUGUUCUUUUGUACUUCCAUCUACUUCCAUACUCCUUUGCAAAAAGUAUUUGGAACUUUCUUCGGCAUCCUGUCCUGGUACAUCACGUAUAGGUUGUGGUAUCUAAAGACGUUUUCUCCUGGACUUCCUCCCACCUCUCCUCCAGGAAAGAUCCACAAGAAAGCCAGAUAGACCAACACUACAUAGUAUUAUAUUUA
Molecule: messenger RNA, 855 nt
Organism: Nanorana parkeri
Lineage: Eukaryota; Metazoa; Chordata; Amphibia; Anura; Dicroglossidae
Gene: FITM2
Product: fat storage inducing transmembrane protein 2
Exons: 2
Coding region: 50-829 (259 amino acids)
Biological process (GO): lipid droplet organization; lipid storage; phospholipid biosynthetic process
Cellular component (GO): endoplasmic reticulum membrane
Source: RefSeq, a predicted model, not a curated record